Salvia hispanica is the source of this 1985-nucleotide messenger RNA. The record is from RefSeq and is a predicted model, not a curated record. Lineage: Eukaryota; Viridiplantae; Streptophyta; Magnoliopsida; Lamiales; Lamiaceae.
AGAAUCACGUAAUAUUCGAUAACACCCAUGGCAUGAUGAGGACGAUGGCGUAUCGAGUUGAAGAGGUGGUUAUCGUUUAUGCGAAGAGAGAGAAAGUUUCAGAUACAGAAAUUUCCGCUCUUCUCUCGCAACCCUCAGAAUCCAACUAAUUUUCUACCAUAUAAAAACCUCUUCUCCUCAAUCUUCUUCCUAUAACCGCGCGCGUCUAUCUCGAUUCCUCUUAUUUCUUCAUAUCCAAGGUAACUCCCGCUCUCAAUUUUGUAGAAAUUCCAUUUCGAUAUGGUUUAAUGAAUCUGUACGUGUAUGAUCGCGGAUUGAAUGUUUCGAAUUUGGAGAACACCAGACCCGCUCCUUGUGCUCUUACUCUUAUUUAUGCUUAUGAAUCUAUGGUUGUUUGCUUAUUGCUUAGCAAAACAAAAUCGCAGUUACAGUUUUGGUGUGCAUUUUUCAAUUUAUUUUGUUCACGAUGUUAGGUUGAGAAAUGAUAUACAGUGAGGCAGUUACAGAUGGAGUGAUUAUCAUUUUAUCAGCAGAAGACUAUAGGUGUUAGUUUUGGUGUUGUAUUGGAUAUGUGAAAAAUACUUCAUGAACAACUGUGUUUUUUUAUUGCUUGGCAAGGCAUAGAUGGUGUUUGCUUUGGUUUGAAUGAUGAUAGAUACAAAUAAUCUAACCUAUCUCACAUUUAAUUUGAUAGGAGUAGUUUAUUUUAGAUAUGAACUUAUAAUCAUCUUAUCUUUUAAACACUCAAUCCUUAUGUGUUACUAGUUACUACAAUCAAUUUAUCCUAUCACUCAAAAAGUAAACUGUGUAAAAGCUGUUAGUUUGUGUUACUAUAUAGUUUUACCAGCAUCAUACAACUAAUUACUGAUUGCCUCGUUUGAGCCCCUCUUGUUUGUACUUAGUUUUUUUUCUGUUGAGGGCUUAAGUUCAUCAGAGAUUAGAUUGCCAAUGGCCAAAUCGAAGAAGCUGGAGAGGAGAUCGGACUCCCAGCACCAUCUAGUAAGCCUGCGUAAGCUAUCAUCUAGGUGCACGAAGGUCUGUGGAGACACCCACAAUGGGAAGAAAGCAUCCGAAAAGAAGGAAUGGGAAGAUGCAGAAUGCUCGGUCUGCUUGGAGUUUCCUCACAACGCUGUUCUCGUGCUCUGUUCCUCGUACGAUAAGGGCUGCCGUCCUUACAUGUGCGCUACUAGCCAGCACUACUCCAAUUGUCUCGAGCAGUACACCAAGGUUGCCCCCAACCACACCUCCAAAUCGUGGCAACCAUCACCAGCAGCAGCUGCCUCUGAACUAUCUGGGAUAUUGUGUCCUCUUUGUCGGGGUCAGGUGAAGGGCUGGACAGUGGUGGAGCCUGCACGUAGGCAUCUCAACGCAAAAAAGAGGGCCUGUGUGCAGGAGGGCUGCUCGUUCGUGGGCCGCUACAAAGAGCUCAGGAAACAUGUCAAGUUAGCACACCCUCUGGCCCGCCCCCGGGAGGUGGACCCUUUGCACGCUGAGAAAUGGAAAAAGCUCGAGAAUGAGAGGAACAUAAGCGACGUGAUUAGCACGAUCAGAUCCACCAUGCCCGGGGCGAUUGUCAUUGGUGAUUACGUGAUAGAAAGGGACCGUCACGGCUAUAGGGAUUAUGAAGAUGAUGAUAAUUUGGACAAUGACGAUGAUGGUGCUGAUGAUGGUUUGGAUGAGUUGACGUUCAGUGCCCCAUCAUACGGCGAGCGCUGGGAUAGCGGAGCUCGAGCUGCGGCUCCCGACAGGCGCCAUCGUCCGGGGCAACGGGCGAGAUUAUUGGCACAGCGUUUGACCGGGAGGCUCAGAGGGCAAGGCCGGUAAUGUGGUUGGUUAUUCUGUUGCAAGGAAUGUAGUAUUGUACAGCGCUGUGCUGAUCGUAGUUCCUUUUCAAUCCCAAACUAUGAAAAACAAAGAUAGAAAGAAAAGCAUGUAACAGCUCAUUGAUUAUAUAAUCUACUUCUACAUGAUUUUCUUUCUUGAUA